Messenger RNA from Phasianus colchicus (ring-necked pheasant), 2254 nucleotides. RefSeq names its product fatty acid amide hydrolase 2 (gene FAAH2). NCBI's taxonomy places the organism in Eukaryota, Metazoa, Chordata, Aves, Galliformes, Phasianidae. The record is from RefSeq and is a predicted model, not a curated record. Gene Ontology annotation, cellular component: endomembrane system.
CCUCCCGCGCGGGGGGGGGCGUGUCCGAGUAGCGAUGGCGCUGUCACGCGCGGAGCGGUUCGUUGUGCUGCUGCUGCGCCUCGUGUCCCGCGCCUGCCUGGCGCUGCUGGGAUUGCUUCCCGCGCCCGCGCCCUCACGCGCCGCCAGCCCCGCGCCAGCGCGCGCCGUCCCGCCACCCCGCAGCGCGCUGCUCCUCCUGCCCGCCCGGGAGCUGGCGCACCGCUUGCGGCUCCGGCAGGUGAAGUGCAUCGAGGUGGUGGAGGCGUACAUCGAGAGGAUCAGGGAGGUGAAUCCGCUCAUCAAUGCCGUCGUCAAGGACAGGUUUGAGGAGGCCCUGCAGGAGGCACGCCAGGUGGACCAGCUCCUGGCAGAGGGCCGCACUGAUGACAGCCUGGAGAAGUACCCGUUCCUGGGGGUUCCCUUCACCGUUAAGGAGGCCUUCUCCUUGCACGGGAUGCCCAACACAUCCGGCCUGGUGAAACGCCGCUGUGUCAUUGCUGCCACGGAUGCCAUCGUGGUGGGGCGGAUGAAGCAGGCGGGUGCCAUCCCGCUGGGGGUGACCAACUGCAGCGAGCUGUGCAUGUGGUUUGAAUCCAGCAACAAGGUGUACGGGCGCACCAACAACCCCUACAACCUGCAGCACAUCGCGGGCGGCAGCUCAGGUGGGGAGGGCAGCGUUCUUGCAGCCGCCUGCUCCGUGAUAGGAGUGGGCUCCGACGUUGGAGGCAGCAUCCGGAUGCCAGCGUUCUUCAAUGGUGUCUUUGGCCACAAACCUACCACAGGAGUGGUCCCCAAUGAUGGGCAGUUCCCCAUUGCGCAGGGGGUGCGGAGAAGCUUCCUGUGCACCGGGCCCAUGUGCCGCUACGCUGAGGACCUGGAGCCGAUGCUGCGGGUCAUGGCUGGCCCUGAGGUGCACAAGCUGAAGCUGGAUGAAAAUGUGUCACUGGAGAAAAUCAAGUUCUUCUGCAUGGACCACGAUGGCGGCUCCAUGUUUGUGUACCCCGUAGAAAAAGAGAUCCUGCAAGCCCAGAAGAAGGUGGUGGAGCACCUCGAGAGCGAUCUGGGGGUGCAGGUGCAGCGGGUUUCCAUCCACAAGAUGAAGUACUCCUUCCAGAUCUGGUCAGCCAUGAUGUCCUCUCAGGACAGCGACGGGACGGAGGCACAGUGCUUCACAGAGCUGCUGGGGGACCACGGGAAACCUGUGUGGCCGCUGUGGGAGCUGCUGAAGUGGCUGGUGGGGAUGUCCUCACACACACUGCCGGCCAUUGCCCUGGGGCUGACAGAGAAGGUGAUGAAACUCAGCCCUAGCCUCAAUGCCAAGCUGGUCAGCAUGGGGAAGAGCCUGCAGACCGAGAUGGAGACGCUGCUGGGCACGGAUGGUGUGCUGCUCUACCCACCCCACCCCACUGUGGCACCUCGGCACCACCACCCCAUCUGCAUGCCCUUCAACUUUGCCUACACAGCCAUCUUCAACGUCCUGGGGCUGCCCGUCACGCAGUGCCCGCUGGGGCUGAGCAGUGAGGGUUUGCCGCUGGGCAUCCAGCUGGUGGCAGCCUCCUACAACGACCGCCUGACGCUGGCAGUGGCCCGCUACCUGGAGGAGGCGUUUGGAGGAUGGGUACCGCCCGGCAAAGCUUAGCACAGCCUCCUGGAGGCGGGGACGGAGGUGGCCGCGUUGCGAAAAGCGAGGACAGGUGCCGACGUCCCGUAGCACCGUCGUGCUGCGUCCUGCCCACGUCCAUCCCGACACCCGAGGAAGUGCCCAGCUCUGCGAUUCCUGCUGCUUUGAAGACGUGAGGGGGAGGAGGAGGCUGGCCGGAGCCGUGGCUGCUGCAGAUCUGGGUGUCUCCAGCUUCUCUUGUCUCUCCGUGCCUCUGUUUUGGGUGCACCAGCGGUGCCCAGAUCUAUUCAGGGGUGUUCCCAGCCUUGCAAGCAAAGCAGGGAGUGCUGGAGGUGAUGUCGGAAGUGGAAAUGUGCAGAAGGGACGAGCGUUUGCUCCCGUGAGCCUUUGACAGCACUGAAGAGCUCUUGGAAUGCUCUUUUCUCCGUGCUGGGAUGGCUGAAACAUCCCCUGCCCCAUCCCUCUGGGAUCACCCGGUCCCAUCGGCGUCCUGGGCAACCCCUGCCUCACUGUCGUCCUCCCCGUGAGUGACACACGUGGCCAUUUGGGCUGAUGGCCGUGUCUGUUUGGGGUUGGGGUGGCAAUAAGCGUGAGCUGUUCUCAAUGAGGAUGCCAUUAAAUUCCGUCCGUCCA